Messenger RNA from Paracoccidioides lutzii Pb01, 297 nucleotides. RefSeq lists its product as hypothetical. Bases 1 to 297 code for a protein of 98 amino acids. The transcript is spliced from 5 exons. The record is from RefSeq and is a predicted model, not a curated record.
AUGGCGGAACUCGGGAAAUCGUUUAUCGAGAAGAACUUCGUAAACGGCAUGCAUGGCAAAUCGCGGAGGAAGAGUGAUGGCAAUUCCGGUCACUAUAUUCUUUCCAACCCUGUGGGAGAAAACUUUUCUGCUCAUGCGUCCGAUAUGGAUUUCGAUGCUAAAAUGAUCUACCGUGUCGAUCACUGUGGUAAUGUAUCGCCAUCCAAUAGCAUUAUAGCUUCAGCGCCAUGGGCCUGGAAAUUCCUGUUCGCACCAAAAUAUACCAUGGGUGUCUGGUGGAAGUCCCCGCAGGAGUAA